AUGUUGUCUCAGAAUAAAACCCUAAAAACCAUGGAAGUGUUGGCUCUUCAGAUCCUUUUGCUUUGCCAGGUUGUGGUUGGGACUGUGGGCAACAUCUUUCUGUUUGUCCAUAAUUUCUCUCCAGUCUUGACUGACUCCCGACUGAGGCCCAUACAGGUCAUUCUAAUCAACUUGGCUGUAGCCAAUGCAUUCAUGCUCCUUCUGUUUGCAUAUUCAUAUGACCUGAUUGAUUUUGUUCCCAGGAAGCCUCCAACUGACCUCAAAUGUAAACUUGCAUACUUCUUUAACAUGGUGGCUCAAGGCACAAUCAUGUGCUCCACCUGUCUCCUCAGUACCUACCAGUUUGUCACUCUUGUUCCUGGUAACUGGGCUAGGGUUAUGUUCAGAGAAAUAUCCCCCAAGGUUGUGAGCUAUUGUUGUUACAGCUGCUGGUUGUUCAGUGUCUUAAAUAAUGCUUACAUGCCAAUGUAUGUCAGUGGUCCACAGAAAACACACAAUGACUCUGAUUCUAAAGACAAUUGGAUAUGCUCCAUCUCUGGGGUCAGUGUAGACAUGAAUUUCUUGCGGUUUUCCCAUGACAUCAUAUUCAUUGGCAUCAUGGCUUGGACCAGUGUCUCCAUGGUGAUUCACCUAAACAGACACCACCACAGAAUGCAUUACCUGCAUAAUCCUAAUCAGAUCAACAGAGGCCAUGCUGAGACCAAAGCAGCCCACACCAUCAUGAUGCUGGUGGUCACAUUUGUGAGCUUAUAUAUUCUAGAUUGUAUUUGUAGUUUAUUUCACAUUUCCUUUGUGGAAUCUCGUCUUUGGUUAAUAGAUGUCAUAGAACUUUUGCAUCUAAGCUUCCCCACUGUUUCUCCCUUCCUGUUGAUUUGUAGGGAUCCUAUGGGUCCUUGUUCUCUGCUUUUCAUUGUGGGUCUGGAAAUCCACGUGACUGUGGGAGCCAUUACAGAGGAACAGUAA
Messenger RNA from Mus musculus (house mouse), 963 nucleotides. RefSeq names its product vomeronasal 1 receptor 64 (gene Vmn1r64). The transcript has a single exon. The record is from RefSeq and is marked provisional. Lineage: Eukaryota; Metazoa; Chordata; Mammalia; Rodentia; Muridae. Gene Ontology annotation, molecular function: pheromone receptor activity; G protein-coupled receptor activity. The coding region runs from base 1 to 963 and encodes 320 amino acids. Gene Ontology annotation, cellular component: plasma membrane; membrane. Gene Ontology annotation, biological process: G protein-coupled receptor signaling pathway; sensory perception of chemical stimulus; signal transduction.